UACAACUGGCGUUCCUCGGCGUUAUCGGUGGCCACGUGCGUCGCCUAAAUGCUCAGGACGAAAGGCAUCUGCCCAGCGCAGUGCGCGCGUCGCACGUUCCUUGUUCAUUCAAUUAACCCGCCGUGACGGGUGGCUAUAGCACGCCGGGCUGGGGACUCGACCACCUGUCGCAGAAGAACGAUCGGGCAAUGUGCCUUGCACAUCGCCCUGAUAGCAGAGCCGCUCACUAGUAUAUCAAGCAUGCGACCACGCGGAACGCGCUUACCGUCAAGGAUCGGUGCCUUCCCAAGUCGAUUUAUAAGAUCCUCGAAUAGCGGGCAACACGCCCGGCUUUGCAACUCCUGCUCACUGGUCCCGCAGCCGACAUGCAGCGCGCGUUCGUGAUCUUGACGUCCCUGAUGACGGCGGCGAUGGUGCUAGCGUGCCCUGGCGAGGAGCACGACCAUGUGCACGAGCACGGGAAGCGGCUGUAUCCCCAGGUGCCGCUGACGCCUCCCAGCCGACCGCUCGAAUGGUCGGAUGUCAACGUCAUUCACACGACGGACAGCCACGGAUGGCUGCUUGGCCAUCAGCACCUGUCGUUUCCCGAGCCGAACUACAGCGGCGACUUUGGAGACUUCGCGUCGUUCGUGACGCACAUGAAGCAGAUUGCGCUGGAGAAAGACGUCGACCUUCUCCUGAUUGACACGGGUGAUCUGCAUGAUGGCACCGGCCUCUCGGAUGGCUUCCCGCCUGGUCAGGUCGACGGACACGAGACGAACAAUUUCAUCCUGGAGCUGCCCUACGACGCGCUCGCCAUCGGCAACCACGAGCUGUAUGACUAUGCGAACGCGUACGACAUGUACAUGCACUUUGCUCCCCACUGGAACGGGCGGUACCUCGCGUCGAACGUGAAUAUCACCAUUUACGAUGGCGAUGGGAACAACACAAUCAGUGUCCCACUGGGGAACCGCUACACUAAAUUCAAGACGCGAAAAGGCCGCUCGGUGACGUCGCUCGGCGUGCUGUACGAUUUCACUGGCAACAGUGAGAACACCACUGUGCAGAAGGUGGAGGACAUGGUUAAGGAGGAAUGGUUUGCCGAGGCGAUCGCCCAGGAACCCGACUUUUUCAUGUUACUUGGGCAUAUGCCCGUCCGUUACGACAACUGGCCGACCGUGUACAACGCCGUACGCGCAGUGCAUCCAACGACACCCAUCCUGAUAUUUGGUGGGCACACGCAUAUCCGGGACUGCAUCCAGCUUGACGGCCGCUCUAUGGCGCUGGAGAGCGGGCGGUACAUGGAGACCGUUGGUUGGAUGAGCGCGAAGCUCGACGUGCCCAAAACAGAGAAUAUUACGUUCACCCGUCGGUACCUAGAUGCGAACCGAGUCACGUAUGAGUACCACACCCGUCGGAGCAACACGACGUAUGAUACCGCUGCGGGCAAGAGCAUUACAGCAGGUCUUGAGCAGCUGUGGGUGAAUUAUGACCUGAGCACUCUCUAUGGCACGGCACCGCAUGAUUACACGCUCUCUCGCGACCCGUACCCCUCUAACGGCUCCGUGCUCACGCUCUAUGUCUCUGAGGUGAUGCCGUACGCGCUCACGAUCAACAACACGCGCAUCUCGAUCCCGAAUAUCAUGAUCGUCAACUCGGGGGAGCUGCGCUUCGACAUCCUCGCGGGCACGUUCGACAAGAACGACCAACUGACGUCUGCGCCGUUCACGGACGCGUUCCUGUACAUCCCGAACGUCACCUUUAGCGUCGCGAACGCCGUGCUUCCCGCGCUGAAUGACUACGGGUCGGACGACAAGCGCAAGCGCGAGCUCCAUAUAGAGCGCGAGUUGGAGCGCUAUGCGAAGGGAGACGUCUCUGGGAGGUUUAAUGCGUGGCUGGAGGAGAUGAGCAGGAGGCGUGUGGAGAGGCGCGAGGCGGCGGAGAAUUUGACGCUGGGAUAUGUCACGUCUGAUCUGUGUCCUGGUGUGGGCGACGACACGCCGCACACACCCGUGCCGUACUACUCUUCUCCGGAUUACAUCGCGUCCGAUGCACCGGACGUGACGAACGACACGCUGACCGAUCUGGUGUUCGUGGACUUUAUUGAGAGCGACGUGUUGGAGAUCAUCAAUGGGCUGCAGAGCGAGCAGACGUACACAGAGGAGGACGUGUUUACGUAUUCGCCGCUGCUCGCGGACGCGGUGCUGGGGCUGUAUGCGGAGAAGUAUUGGAGCUGAACGUUGAACGAUGGAGGGCAUGCGGUAGGCCUAGUAGGAAGCGUCUUCUUGUGUGUGCGAAGGGUUGUUUCAAGCAUUCAUGCAAAGGGUCUGUUUGCAUGUUGGACGCGUGCAUUGAUUGUCGGACAGUGUACCGUGAUAAAUGCUCUUCAUCCCGCAG
This is a messenger RNA of Laetiporus sulphureus 93-53, 2376 nucleotides long. RefSeq lists its product as uncharacterized. Bases 366 to 2216 code for a protein of 616 amino acids. Gene Ontology annotation, molecular function: hydrolase activity. The transcript has 19 exons. The record is from RefSeq and is a predicted model, not a curated record. Gene Ontology annotation, biological process: nucleotide catabolic process. NCBI's taxonomy places the organism in Eukaryota, Fungi, Basidiomycota, Agaricomycetes, Polyporales, Laetiporaceae. Gene Ontology annotation, cellular component: cytosol.